AUGUCAGUUCUUGUGUUGCUGCUGCUAUGUGCUGUCACAUUCAACAGAAGCUUCUGCUGCCAUGACAGGGAUCGAACUCUGCUAUUAAUCUUCAAACAAGGCGUUGUUGAUCCUUCCAACCGCCUCUCCUCUUGGUCUUCCACGAACCAACAUUGUUGUGAAUGGCAAGGUGUUAUUUGUGAUCCCUACACCAGCAGGGUCCAACAGCUUGAUCUGCAAAACUAUAACUAUAUGGAAAGUGGCUCAGAAUCCUUGAAAGGUGAAAUCAACUUAUCUUCUUUACUUGCACUUGAAUUUCUAGAAGAAUUGGACUUGAGCCGCAAUGACUUUGAACGAAUAAACACACCAUCUAUCAAUACUUCUGUUGUUUCUCGUACUCUUUUACCUGCAAAUAUUUCUCUGCUCCAUCACCUGGACUUAUCACAGAACAUGCAUAAUCUUCGUGUUGAUAAUCUUCAUUAUUGGCUCUCGCAACUUCCUUCCCUCACAUAUCUGGAUCUCAGUGGCAUUCAUCUUCCUUGUGAAAUGAAAUGGGUUCAAUCAUUAGCUUUGUUACCUCUGGAGGCCUUAUAUUUGCGUGAUUGUAAUUUGACCAGCUCCAUUCUAUCCAUGGCACAUGCCAAUUUUAGCUCACUUUUAUAUGUUGAUCUCAGUCUAAAUGAUUUUACAUAUGGACUACCUAAUUGGUUGUUCAAUCUUAGCAAUGACCUCUCCAAUCUUCAACUCGGUCACUGCAGUUUGAGAGGUCCAUUUCCAGAUCUUUCAGGCUAUCGAAAGCUGCAGAACUUAGAUCUAUCUAGCAACAAACUCAAAGGAUCAAUACCUGAUUGGCUUGGCCAGCGUGAUGGAUUAAUUGGCCUUGAUCUUUCUAAUAAUUCGUUUCAAAGUUCCAUUCCUUCAAACCUCUUAAAUGCAUCAUCUUUAGCAAUUUUAAAUAUUAGUUUCAAUGACUUGAGUGGUACGCUUCCAAAAAACCUUGACCUUGACCAAAGGCACUUUGAAAUUUUGGAUUUGUCUCACAACUCAAUUAGUGGAGAUAUAUCGAACAUGUUGCUGGAUGGUGGGUAUAUAUUGAUGUCAUUUAAUAAAUUUAAAGGACGGCUUCCUCGAAUAUCAGAGCAUGUCAUAGCUUUGGAGUUAGCUCACAACUCUUUUUCAGGAUCCUUAUCUUCUUUAUUGUGUGACCCCGAUCCGCGUAACAAGUACAUGUUGGUGUAUUUGGACAUAUCAAAUAAUUAUCUGGUUGAAGAACUUCCAGAAUGUUGGAGCAGUUGGGCAUCUUUGUCUUACAUAUACCUAGGGAAUAAUCAGAUGGUUGGUCAAGUUCCUCCAAGGAUGGGUUCAUCGUUUUCUCAUCUGAGAGCACUAGAUCUACAAAAUAAUGGCUUUUCUGGUCAUGUACCUUCGACUUUUUGUCAUUGCACAUCUUUGGUGUUCAUCAAUUUAGAAGGAAACAACUUUUCCGGAAAUAUACCAUCAUGGCCGCAAAAUAUAUCAGUUUGUGAAGCUGAGAUCCAAUCAAUUUACAGGCACUUUUCCUCCCCAGCUCUGUAG
Messenger RNA from Prosopis cineraria, 1554 nucleotides. Its product is annotated as leucine-rich repeat receptor-like serine/threonine-protein kinase SKM1. Gene Ontology annotation, molecular function: protein binding. The record is from RefSeq and is a predicted model, not a curated record. The transcript has a single exon. Bases 1 to 1554 code for a protein of 517 amino acids. NCBI's taxonomy places the organism in Eukaryota, Viridiplantae, Streptophyta, Magnoliopsida, Fabales, Fabaceae.